Drosophila simulans is the source of this 996-nucleotide messenger RNA. Its product is annotated as serine protease snake. The transcript is spliced from 3 exons. NCBI's taxonomy places the organism in Eukaryota, Metazoa, Arthropoda, Insecta, Diptera, Drosophilidae. The coding region runs from base 67 to 915 and encodes 282 amino acids. The record is from RefSeq and is a predicted model, not a curated record. Gene Ontology annotation, biological process: proteolysis. Gene Ontology annotation, molecular function: serine-type endopeptidase activity.
AUGGUAAUCAAUAAUUGAUUUUAGUUUAGUUAGUUAGUUUAGCAGCUGCACAGCAGAACAUAUAGAAUGACGACGCGGAUUUUGUCACUGAUUUUUAUGUGCUACAUUGGGCUUGUGAAAAUUUGUGACAUUCACAGUGCAACUUCAGGGACUUUGGUAGUUGGUGGCACCCCUGCUCCGCCAAAAAAGUUUCCCAUGGCUGCUCGGCUGGGACAUCACAGCUCUAGUGGGAAUCAAACGAAGUGGUUUUGUGGUGGCACCUUGAUAAGUCAUCAAGUCGUUUUAACGGCUGCUCACUGCUUCUACUCAGAUGUUGGUAUUGUGAACAUUGUGCGACUCGGAGAACUAGUUUUCGACACCGACAAGGACGAUGCCGAACCGGAGGACAUUAAAGUUCUUGAGCUAAAGGCUCAUCCAAACUUUCGGUAUCCCAUUCUCUACAACGAUAUUGGCCUCGUUCGUUUGCGCAGACAGGUAACCUUUGGACCUUACAAGAUGCCAGCCUGCCUGCCUUUGAAUGGUGGAGAACAGCUAGAUGCCUUCACUGCCAUCGGAUGGGGUCAGAAGAAAUCCUACGAAUUCGAACAGUCCAAGGAGCUGAGAGAGGUGGAGUUACAAAACUAUAAUCGGUCUUGUAGCGACACAACCUAUCCGAACGAGGAGGUUCCCCAAGGAUACAAUGCCGAGACCCAAUUGUGCGUUGGGUCCCCGGGGCACCAGGACACUUGUAAUGGGGAUUCGGGUGGUCCACUGCUAAUUCCCCAUGCCGCAAAUGGAUGCCGUUACCAAGUAAUGGGUGUCACGUCCGUGGGAAUCGCAUGUGAUACUCCAGACAUUCCCAGUUUGUACACAAGGGUGCACUAUUUCGGCAAUUGGAUAAAAGGAGAGUUGGCAAAUACUGAACGCAGCCAAUGAAUACGAUUUUCAGAUUUUUUUCAGACCGGUUUUGAUUUUUAUAAUUAAAGAUGCAGUUGCAAACUUGCUUAUAAAUUGAAA